AUGGUGGAGACGCUAAGUAUCGCCGUUAUCGGAGCUCCCGGAGUCGGGAAAACUUCCAUAAUCCGUCAAUUUAUUUAUAAUGACUUCUCAGAGGUUUACACUCCAACCAGAGCCAGGUAUGUGUACAGACCCUCUGUGAUUUUGAACGGUAACAUGUACGACCUGAAGAUUUUGGAUGUCCCGCCAAUUUCGUCGUUCCCCUCCAGCUCGAGCCAGGUAAGAUAGAAAGUAACCAUUUGGGUUUCGAUUUUUUUCAUUUAGUAAAGGGAAUAGCAUUCUAUAAGUGUUAGCGUCAUUGUCUUUGACUUAUCCUUUGUCAGAACCUAUCCUAUAGGUUUUCACAAACAGUUCUCAAAAUUAAACUAAAUGUGGGCGUCAAGUCCCUCUGAAAUAGUUAGAGCGCGGAGACAUUAGGUUACCAUCCAUAAAUGCACUGACAGCUCGCGCGGUUCUUCAAAGUAAACACAUCCUUUUGAUUUUUUGUCAUAAUCCGAUGCCACUUAGAGCAGUAGUUGCUAUGGAAACUUGAUUUAUGACUUCAGUGGCAAGCCUAGGCUAUAGGCUACAUAAUGUAUUUGGUGUUUUAAAACACACAAGCACACGCACACAUUCUCCCUCGACUCCCCACUACAUGGCAUUGCCUUACCACCCUCAGGCACAAGGAAGGAUGUUUAUGUAAUAUUGAAUGUAUCCAUAUGUUCUGCUUCUAUGACUUCGUAAGUAAGUAAUUAUUGGCUAUUUGCUUCUAGACCCCCUACCAGAGUGCACCAAGCUGCCCAGCCUCAGGGCACAUGAGCCUGGCCAGGGUGAUGGAGACUGUCUGCCUGGCUCCUGGCAGGCCUGAGGGGAGUGAUGUGUGCUCUUAUCAGAGGAUGGAACUGGAAGCACAAGUGCUUUGACUUUGUUAGAUCUGGCACACAGAUUCACAGCCCAUCACAGCCCAUAAGUGCUACAAUUCCACAUUGAAUCAUCAACUAUAGAUGGCAAAUGGUUUAACUUACUGCUGCUAAAAACAGCAUGCUCCAACAUAAUCACCAAUGUAUUAAGUGAGCGAAAGCAGACUUGGAGCUUCACUUAGUGACCUUAUAAGCUAUAACUCCAUCAAUAUGCUCCUGGCAAUAGCAGGGAAUGUCAGAUGAAACACCAUCGUUUCAAUUGAGCACUUUUUCCAUUGACUGCCAGGGGUUUGCUCAAUCUAUUUUCUCAAAGCUGUUCUGCUUUCAGACAUGACUUGCACCAGUCUCCUGCUCUCUGUAUCUCCUUGACUCUCCUCACCUUAGAUGAGUGACAUACACACGCAUAUAUUAUAAAAGAGUGUGUGUAUGUACGUGAUUGUAUGCGUGCUUAAGGGUGUUGCUGAAUGUCUAAUGAAAUACCUCUCUUGACCUCCUCACUGGUCCUCAGGAAGCCUGUCUGUUGUUCCCUCCCUGGUGCUGCCUGCUGGGGCUCUAGAUGGGAUCUCCAAGGUUACUACGGAGCUGGCUGAGACUGGCGUGAAGCACUGAUCUUACUGAUAGUUGCUAUUCGUUAUUUAGUGAGGGAACGCUUCGCGGCCGUCGCCUCCACAGCAAUAACUGUAUUUUUCUACACAGGGGAGCUGACACUGAGAAAAUGAGAUCAGGCCAUGGAGGAGAGAGUGCAGCAGACCAGAAAGCCCACUGAAGUGGGUGUAACUGGUGUGAAAUGGCUAGCUAGUUGGCGGUGCGCGCUAGUAGCGUUUAAAUCGGUGACGUCACUCGCUUUGAGACCUUGAAGUAUUUGUUUCCCUUGUUCUGCAAGUGCCGCGGCUUUUGACGAGCGACGGGUAACGGUGCUUCGAGGGUGACUGUUGUCGAUGUGUGCAUAGUGUUCCUGGUUCAAGCCCAGGUAGUGGCGAGGAGAGGGACGGAAGCAACACUGUUACAUGGGCAUCCACUGUGCUUCCUGGAAACAUAGUCUAAGAUCCUACACACUGAGGAGUGAACAGCCUCAACCCAGCCAGGCACAGCCAGUUAGAGCCAGCAGGAGGACAGGGGAGAAUUCAGGAUUCUAGAAGUGACUAGGAGAGAGAAAGCAAAGAGGAGAAUAUGACAUCAAUAGCUUAGUAUGUGUUAAGAGGUCUGCAGUGCGCUUAUUUUCUCCAAUCCGGGGAGCGCAGCAACACAAGCAAUCUGAUUUAGUUUGCUCUUUCUUUAGCUAAAUGGCUCUAACCCACAUUAGAGCACACAGUUUGGCAAGUGCAAACAGCAAGGAGAAGACCGGAUGGAUCACAUUAUAGAGGCUGGGAGGUUGAGAGUGUGUGUGUGUUUGUGUGCCUGUGUUAGACAGUAAAUCCCCCCAGGCACCUCUUCACAUAAAAACGUGUAAAGUGCACAUCUGUUCUCUGACUCCUAUGGUGUCAUAAUGCUACAUGAGCAUUGUUGCUCCAGUUCACACAUUACAGCAACAUGAUUCAUUAUGUCUGCCUAUAGAUUAGUAAUAUCAGUCAACAGUUUUAUACAUUUCGAAUAUCUGGCCUCUGUUGAAAUGGUAGGAAUUGAGAUACGUACAUAACAGCCUCAACCUCUUCAGGGUGUCUAGUUUAAGACAUCUGUAUACAGUUUUUAACCAACACAGACCGAGACAUCUCUACCAGUACUUUGGCUUAGAUAUAGCCAGGGAAAAGCAUUUGUUGAGUGCAACAAGAGCACUGCUAUCAGGCAGAUUGAUGAUGGUUAAUUUCCUCAGGAAUGGCUCUGAGAGCAGCAGCCUUACCAUCUCUCCUACUGUCCUCUGUGUUCUGUUCUGUAUUCCAGCCUCUGACCCAUGCUGGCUAGUCAUUCUUUACUGGCUGUGACAGGGGUGGUGAGGCAUUCCCGCUCUCCACUCUGAGCAAGCACUCUCCUCUCCUUUUUUCCUUCCAUAUUCAAUGAGCCAGCAGCUGGCCCAUGGUGGGCUUCAGAGGGGAGGCUGGCUGGGUCAGGGUCACAGGACAGAGCGCUCUGGAACAGGGCCAGAACAGAACAGACACAACGACCUGAUUGAGAUGUACUCUUAUUGUAUUUGAAGCUGAUUGGAUUAAAGCACAGUGCCCUGCUGAAGGACUAGAGGGAAUAAAGAGACUAAUAGAGACGAGAGCGGAGCUGCUGCAGCAGAGUCUAAUGGCCACCAUAGAAAGCCCGAUUCUUUAAAUGAGGUUCCUCUUCCCCUACAUGGUACCUGGGUGGGGAGGAAGAUGAUGAAGUCAGUACUCCUCCAUGCUUAUGCAAUGUGGCUAGGUUUCUGUUAGGUAAUUGCAUGUUGUAAAGGUUGUAGUACUGUACUUGUACUUUGGCUUUGGUGCAUCAUUUAGACUCAGGAUGUGCUUCUUUAGGUCUCUUUAGGCAGCAAGGGCAGACGCCACUACAUUAUUUACCUUGGGGGACUCUGGUGGUAAUAAUCAUUUAUGUGCUGGCGGGGCUGCUGUCUGUGUUAAUGUGUUGCUGUUUGCAUUCCCAGAGCAUCUGUCACAGUUUGUCGAUAGGAUUUGAUGACCAGAUGGACUUACCUGAUAGUGACAAUGGAUCCAAUUCCAAUUUUUCCCCAUUCUUUUUUUUCCCAUCUUCUGAUAGUGUAUCAUAUCACCAUGACUUCCUCCCACACAUAAUGUUCUCUCUCUCUCUCUGUCUUUGUCUUUCUCUGCUCUCUGUUUCCAUUUGCUUAUCUCUCUCCUACUAUGAUAACGUAUAUAUGGAAUAAAAUUGAUCACUUUUACUGUUCAUUGCAUCAGAUGAAUCAUACAUUUUGUAUUUAUUCUGGAUACGCUCUCUUGGCCCUUUGUCAGCCUCUGCAGAUAGGCUCUGUCACACACACUGGCAGAGCUGUCAGAGAUAUGUGUGUGUGUGUGUUAAAAGGCGGGCGCUAUCAUCAGGCAGCUGGAGGAGACGACAGAUCAAUGCCCAGUGGAACCCCAAUGUUAAUAAUAAACACUGCGAACACUCUCAGGUGUAAUGUGGGUCUCCCUUCUGUACAGUACAUCAAUAAUAAUGAGAAGCUCAAUCCCAAAGGGACAGAAUAUGUUUUAUUAACAUUUGAACAGUGUCUGAGGUAUGUCUCCAGUUAUCAUCCAUUCCCAUUCAUGACCAUGUUCUCUACUCUCUGGUGUAUAAAUAUUAAUCUGACACCAUUAGCCUGCUAUCAUUGGGAGCAGUGGGAUGCCAGCUCUAUCAGGGCCUGGUAAAAAGUGACUAAGGACCUGGGUUGUCAGGGAAACCUGCUCAGUUUGGCACUUGAAGGGACCGGGCUGAGCUGCUGUCUUUUUGCAGAGGUUUCAAAGGACCAACUGGAGAAAGCACUAUACCAGGGCUCUCCAACCCUGUUCCUGGAGAGCUACCCCCAGUUGUAACUACUCAGCUUAUCAAGCAGCUAAUUAUUAGAAUCAGGUGUGCUAGAUAGGACCUACAGGACAGUAGCUCUCCUGGAAUAGGGUUGGAGAGCCCCACACACACACAUGCACACACACACACACACACACUUUAUAUCACUCCAGUCAUGAAGCUCCUUUCCACUGCCUCUUUUCUGUCUCUCUCUUUAGUGUUAUCUUAUACUCUGUCCUACAGGUGUGAGAAGGUGGUAGAGUGAGGUUGCAAGCUGCAGUGUUGCCAUUGUUUCUGUGUACAGAGCUCCACCUCCACAUAAAAAAAGAGGACUUGGAUGACAAAGAGAUAUGAAGCGAGGAUGCAAGACUCUAUUUUUAGCCCACAGAGAAAUGGGGGUGCAUUUAAAGGACCUAGAUAGGGAGGGAUGUUGUCAUGUAGCGUUAUACUGCAUAUUGUCUACUAUGGCCAAAUCUUGCAUUUAGGAUGACAAAGUCAUCCAGUUAAGAAUGAUGUAAGAAGAAGCAGGAGAGGAACACAGGUAUGGAAAUAUAAUUCAUGUAAAAAUAAUGGGGGGUGGGUGGGAGGCAGAAAAGACUGAGGCAGAAAGAGGAGAGAUGGUAGAGGAAUGCUGAUGAUGUGUCAUCUAUGAUCCCUACACCCCUGGAUUCCUCCUGGAAACAGAUUGAAUCCAUCUGCAAGGAGAAAAGGGGCAAUAACAGCAAAAAUGUAUAGAAUUUAAUAUCCCUACUUGCUGCAUUCUUUUCACUGUCAACCAUUAUGUUCUGUCUAUAUUUUGGCCUCCCUCCCCUCCUCCUCAUUCUCUCACUCCCACCUUUGUGUGUAAUGAUCUCAGUGCUACAGUGUUUGCCUCCACGGCUGAUCGCCCUCAUUAUCUUUCUGUGUGAGACUCUCCCUCUCUCUCUCCCUCACACACACAUGUAGUUGUUUUGUCCUUGAGCUGUUCUUGUCUAUUAAUGUUCUGUAUUAUGUCAUGUUUCAUGUUUUGUGUGGACCCCAGGAAGAGUAGCUACUGCUUUUGCAACAGAUAAUGUGGAUCCAAAUAAAAUAACAAAAUCACACACAUACAUACAUACACACACACACACACACACACACACACACACACACACACACACACACACACACACACACACACACAUUCUUGUAUAAUUAACCUUGUGGGGACACACAAUUCAGUCCCAUUCAAAUUUUCCCUAACCCUUACCCUAACCCUAAACCUAAUUCUAAACCUAAAACUAAUUCUAACCUUAACCCUAAACCCACUGGAAAUAGCAUUUGACCUUGUGGGGAUUAACAAAAUGUCCCCUGUUGGUCAAAUAAAUGUGUUUCUUUACUAUUCCUGUGGGGACUUCUGGUCCCCACAAGUAUAGUUAAACACACACACACACACAAACUCACUAGUGCUGCAAAUCUCUCUAAAUUAGAUGAAGGCAAUUAUUCCUUGUCGACAUGGAUAUGUUACCAUUGCCAUCAUUACAGCUUACAUUGAUCAUCAUCUGCUCUCAGAUUCUGCCCCAUUACUGCAUCCGAUUCCCCACCAAAAUGACUUAUUGACAAACUCCCUGUUUAGACUUAUCUACAUAAUACAGGAUACAUUUAGAUUACUCCUCCAGUGUUAUCCUGUUGAUUCUCAUUACUGAAAUUAUAUUCAGAUCUCCUUGCCGUAUUAAUUUCUUACAGUCUGUUUAGUAAGCUUGUGUUGGGGGUGAGUGAAGGGGAUUGAUUGUGCAUUGUGCCACCUCACCCACUCCCUGUCAGCCUGGUGGGUCUCAGUCCAAGGGUUAUAUUCACACCCUGUUUGUUGAUCCAUCGCUCUACCCUUCCCAUCCACCUGCUGCUCGUUAAUCUCUCUACUUCUCUUUUCUCCCUCCAUACCUCCCUCUCCAAUCACACUCUUCCCUUUCUCUCUCCCUCCCCCCUCUUUCUCCAUCUCUCCUUCUCCCUCCCUCAGCUAGCAGAACCACUUAUAGAUUCAGCUCACACAGGUAGAGCUGGCGAACAUAGAGAGAGAAUGAGAGGAUGAGAGUGUGUGUGAGAGAGCGAGAGACAGAGAGAGCGGGAGGGAGGAGAUUCGGUCACUGUGUUAUGGCUGAAGCAAUUGCCUCAAUGGCUGUAGCUAAUCACUCCCAUUGUGCUACGUGUUUUAAAUAUUGUUAGCAAAUCAGUGCGUACAGCAGGGCUCAACAGUGUAGCGCCGUGGGUCCAGUGUGUUUCUAGUGUUGCACUUGACAGGAGACUGGCCCUAUUCCUGCUCGGCCAGGGCUUUGUUUCUCUGUUUCUUGCCUCAGCCACAUGAAGACCAGAGCAGUGUGCUAGGCCUGCAUUGUGCACAAAGCAGGCAGAGUCAGACGACAUGUUUUAUGGCUUCAGUCUGGUUUACACCAGGACUAUCUAUUUUUUAUUUUUUUAUUUAACUAGGCAAGUCAGUUAAGAACAAAUUCUUAUUUACAAUGACGGCCUACACCGGCCAAACCCGGACAACGCUGGUCCAAUUAUGCGCCGCCCUAUGGGACACCCAAUCACGGCCGGUUGUGAUACAGCCUGGAAUCUAACCAGGGGGUCUGUAGUGACACCUCAAGCAUUGAGAUGCAGUGCCUUAGUCCGCUGCGCCACUCGGGUUAUCUAUCUGACUCAGAGAUGCCUUUUUGACACCACACAAUUUCAAUUUCAAUCUAGUGAAGAGAGCAAAACAUCCUGAGAGCUGUUGAAUAAUUGAUCGUCAUCCUCUGUGGCUACUUCUGUUAAAAAACCUGGUCAAAGAACUCCCUAGAUAGCAGCUAUAAGCAUUAUGGACUAUCCUCACAAGCCUCGCUGUUUUAGGGAGCAGAACAAAUGCCAUUUGAAGAUUUUAUUUUGGUUCUUGAGAUAUAACUCAUUAUAUAAAUCUGUUUCACUGGUCAAGGCAGUGGCAAGUGAAAAAAUAUGUCUUCAAUAUCCUUCCUAUCAUUUGACCUUUGUGUGUCUGUAGUGAGUGAUUUACAUUUACAUUUUAGUCAUUUAGCAGACGCUCUUAUCCAGAGCGACUUACAGUUAGUGAGUGCAUACAUUUUAUUUAAUUUUUAAUUUUUUUCAUACUUAUAGUGAUGUAGUUGUUUGUUUAGGGAUCACUCAUGUUUCCCCACAAUCUGUCUGUCUCUCUCUGUCAGGAGUGGCUGGACCUGCGCUGCAGAGGGGUGCGUAAUGCCAAUGCUUACAUCCUGGUGUAUGACAUCUGCUGUGUGGAGAGCUUUGAGUACGUCAAGAUGAUCCGCCAGCAGAUCGUGGAGCACAGGUAGGGGGACGCCACAACACCGUGACACACAUGGACCAGUUAGGUAAAACACAUGUGGAGAGAGCCAUUAACCGCCACAGACGACCAGCAGUCAUAUAUGAAACAUCCAGCUGAUCUGCUUUUACCACCACUGUGUCCUUACAUUAAUACGAGACCUCAUUAAUGACAGCAUGCAAUCACUCUGUCAUAUACAUCAAUACAAUUACACAUUCAAUCUGUGUGAAAACAGUGACAAAUGAGCCACUUGUGGUUUUAAUUCAGGAGUCUCCCCCUGCCCAACAUUCUGACAGCUCACUAAUGAGGUGACAUUUGAUUCUGGCAUUGAUGGGCGAGGGUGAGUACAAGGCGAGUGACGUCCUGAUGAUGUAAAAGAGAAUUGGACAAAAGAUCUCCUGUCAUUCCAACUGCUGGCAUCUGCACCUGCAUACAUUUGCAAAUUGAUAGGGGGAAUGGGUGGCCCUCAUUUGUUGAGCUCUAAAGAGGUUCACCUCUUUGCAGCUCUGUGACGUGAGCACCAUUCCCUCCACUGUGCUUCUCCUGAGCUCCAGGUGAGAAAGGUUGAAUGUUCUACGAGGCUGUCCUGAUCUGUCCUGAUCUGUCCUGAUCUGUCCUUGAUGGUCUGACUGGCUGGGUGUGUGGCUGGCUCACUGGCUGGCUGGGUGGGGGGCUGACUGGCUUUGCUGGGUGGGUGGCUGACUGGCUGGGUGGCUGACUGGUUGGCUAGCUAGCUGGGUGGGGAGCUGGCUGGCUGGCUGGCUGGUUGGCUGGGUGGGUGGUUAACUGGCUGGCUUUCUAGCUGGCUGGCUGGCUGAUUGGCUAGCUGGCUGGCUGGGGGGCUGACUGGCUAGCUGGCUGACUGGGUGGCUGGCUGGCUGGGUGGCUGACUGGCUGGCCUGUAGCAGAGCUGUCUGUUUAUGACAGGACAUGCAUUAUUUAGAGCAGAAAGGGAUAGAGAGGGUAAAUAGAGUGAAAACGAGAGUAGGAAAGGGACAUGAGGGAGCGAUAACAGACUGAUAGAUAUGAGAGAGGGAUGAGAGGGAGGAAAGCAUAAGGACAUGGUGAGGGAGAUAUGGAGGAUAGAGGGAUGGAUGGAUACGUGUCCUGAUGAAUAAAAUCAGAGUAAUGGAGGUGACAUCCAGGCUCAGGUUAUUGAGAUUUGUGUGGCCUAGCAGGGCGGAAGAUGCCUGGGAGGAAUUGUCCCUGUCUUUCUGCUGCUGCUUACUCCACCCACUCCAAAACAAACACACAGGAACACACACACACACACACACUCACACGGACACACAAUAUACCUCACCCAGAAUAAUCCCUGUCUCGUCAGUUUUCUGGCUGUGGUUGCUUCCUGCCCAAAAGCCCAUCCUUUGAUGUAAUUAAAACUCUGACACACACACACACACACACACACACACACACACACACACACACACACACACACACACACACACACACACACACACACACACACACAAACAAACACUAUCCUCUAACCUGCUGCUCCUGAGACCUUCAGGCCUGAGUGGGUAUUUGAGAGGAUAGCAGCCUGCUUGAUGUUGGGAUUAAUGUUUUUUUUUUCACCUCACAGCCUCAUUACCAAGUUGAAUUUAAACCUCUCAGUGCAAGUAGUUCAGACUGUGUUUAUAUGGAUGUGUUAAGGUCUGUCCACCAUAAGUCAUCAUCACAUCUCAAUUAGAUGCAGGUUCAUCUCAAAUGUAUAAAUCCUAAAGUUAAAUUGAGCUUUCUUGUAGGUCCUCUGUAGGUCCUCUGUAGGUCCUCUGUAGGUCCUCUGUAGGUCCUCUGUAGCUCAUUUGAUUGCAAUUCUUUCUCACCUUUAUCCUUCUGCUCUCUAUCUCCAUCCCUGUAGGGAGGGCAGCAGCAGUGAGGUUCCCAUCCUGGUGGUGGGCAGUAAGAGGGACCUGCAGCGCCAGCGCUUCACCCCUCGCAGGGCUGUCUCUGUGCUGGUCAAGAAGACCUGGAAGUGUGGCUAUGUGGAGUGCUCGGCCAAGUUCAACUGGCACGUGGUCCUGCUCUUCAAAGAGCUGCUGGGCAUCGCUGUGGCACGCGGCAUGAAACAGAACCACACCCCCGGGAUCCGCCUACAAGGGGCGCUACAGAGGAACCGCUGCACCAUCAUGUGACCCAGUGGACUCCCUCCAGUGUAGGGUGAAGUUGCCCCUAGGCGCUGAUCUUGGGUCAGUUUCGCAUUUUCCCCACUAAUGGCUAAGGUUAGGAUUGAGGAAGGGGAACCUGAUCCUAGAUCUAUACCUGGGGAAACUUCACCCCGGAGCAGUUCCUCCCCACCUAUGUCAGAGCCAUAAGAGCCUCACAGUCACACCUCAGGGGAAAUAAUAGGAAUAUGGAGAAGAAGACUUCAAUGUAAACAGCUGGAAAACAAACUGAGGCCUUCUGCUUUACUGAGCUGAUUUUCUUAUGAGGUUUAUGUGACUCCUGUGCUGUAGCUGCUAGGACUGACCUUUGGUCUUGUACAAGACGUACAUCUUUAUCACCUAUCAGAACACUCCAGUUCUGUCACAAUGUUCUUAUUGAGAGAAAGGAGGAAGAGGAAGAGGAGGAAGAAGAGGGUUUGUUAAUGAAUUUAGAGAAGUAG
Molecule: messenger RNA, 10213 nt
Organism: Coregonus sp. 'balchen'
Lineage: Eukaryota; Metazoa; Chordata; Actinopteri; Salmoniformes; Salmonidae
Source: the annotation of a GenBank genome assembly